Colletotrichum siamense is the source of this 1587-nucleotide messenger RNA. RefSeq names its product FAD-binding monooxygenase ausC (gene ausC-3). The transcript has a single exon. Lineage: Eukaryota; Fungi; Ascomycota; Sordariomycetes; Glomerellales; Glomerellaceae. The record is from RefSeq and is a predicted model, not a curated record. The coding region runs from base 1 to 1587 and encodes 528 amino acids.
AUGACUGAUGUCAGGUACUGGAAUCGAUACCCUGGUGCCAUGUGCGAUGUCGAAGGCUACGUGUAUCUUCCCCUGUUAGAGGAGACUGGCUACAUUCCUAAGCACAAGUACUCAUAUGGCAGCGAAAUCCGUCAACACCUGGAGAACGUCGCUGGUACCCUGAAUAUUCGCGGGAUGUUUGGAACUACAGUUCAGAGCCAGAUGUGGGAUGACAAAGCCGGUCGCUGGAUUGUGUCGAUGGUGCAGAACCGUGGGCGCAACAGAGAUCCCGUCCAGCUGACAGUGAGGACACAGUUCCUUUUCUCUGCUGGAGGCUUUCUCGUUUCUCCGCACCUUCCGAAGCUGCCCGGACUCCAGGACUUCAUUCAGAACAAGCGAUUAAUGCACACUGCACGUUGGGAUUACAACUACACCGGCGGCUCGCAAGAAAAGCCGGAUUUGUCGAACCUAAGGGAUAAGGUCGUCGGGAUAAUCGGCACUGGCGCGACCGCUGUCCAAGUCGUCCCGGAAGUCGCCAAAUGGGCAAAGAAGCUAUACGUUUUCCAGCGCACGCCUACGUAUGUCUCCGAACGCGGACAGAAAGAGACAGACCGGGCGACUUGGGCAUCGGAUGUUGCGACCAAGAAGGGUUGGCAAUACGAACGAAUGGAUAACCUCAACCGCUCUCUGACGAAUGACCCUCCCGAGAAGGAUCUUUGCAACGACGGCUGGAGUGAAUGCCAUGCCUUUGCCGGUGUGAUUGGGUCACCGAAGCCCUAUGGUGGAUGCCAAGAGGAGUCAUUGGCUUCGCUCAUCGAGACUGAUCGAUCUUGCGCCGAGCGAGUUCGCAGACACAUCGAAGAGCAAGUCAUGGGUAAGUCUGUUGCAGAGAGGUUGAAGCCAUGGUACGGAGUGUGGUGCAAGAGACCUGCCUUCCACGAAGAGUACCUGGCGUCUUUCAAUCGACCUAACGUCGAGCUCGUCGAUACAGAUGGGCAGGGAAUUGAGGGCUACACCUCCGAGGGAGUUCUUGCCAACGGAGGUCAGACAUACCCCCUGGAUCUUUUGAUUCUCGCCACUGGCUUUCAAAGCGUAACAUCUGGAGAUGGGUCGCCAUCCGGACAGACGGGAUCCACAUUCACAGGUCGCCACGGACGAGACAUCACCGAGAAAUGGAAUGGAGGAGAAGCUGGCUCCUUGUUUGGUGUCGCUACCCAUGGCUUUCCCAACUUAUUCUUUUCGGCUUUCUCCCAUUUGGGAACCUCUCCAAACAUCACGUCGGUCUAUGUGAAUGCAGCGGACGUCGUUGCGCACAUCAUUUCCACGGCCAUUAAGAAUGCAUCCAUUCCCGGAAAAACGGUCAUUGAAGUUACCAGAGAGUCUGAGGAAAGGUACAUCCAGCAAAUGAUUGAACGUGUGGGAUGGACAGCGCUCUCGCAAGCAUGCACUCCUGGGUGGUUCACUGGCAAUGCUAAGCUGCUGAAAGAAGGAAUGGGCGUAUCGAAUUUGGUCUGGGGAACAGGAAUCAUUGACUUUCGUAGGAUGCUGGAGGGCUGGAUGGCGAAAGGCAAUCUCGAUGGGCUGGCAGUCACAUCGGCAUCUGAGUAG